Molecule: messenger RNA, 1560 nt
Organism: Cuscuta epithymum
Lineage: Eukaryota; Viridiplantae; Streptophyta; Magnoliopsida; Solanales; Convolvulaceae
Source: the annotation of a GenBank genome assembly
AACAUUCUUAACGAUGUAACCGGUUAUGACUUAUGAAUGAAGUCAGGAGAGGUGGUUGGAUUUAUCGAUGAUUUGGAUGAAGGCCUUCCCUCUGGCGUUUUCUCCGACUAGAUUGCAUCACUUGAUCCGGCCAUCCGGGUAAUUGGACUGAUCCAUCUCUACAGUUUUUGUUUCGAUUUCCAUUUUCCUUUUGGGCAAGAGAUACGGAGUAUACGUUAAUACGUCAAAGUAUCAGCAGUUUUUCAUUCUUCCGUCAACUACUUUUAUUUUUCAGUACACGUGUGAGGAUGGUGUGCAAAAUCAGCACCAAAACUCUUAUUCUCUUGUAAGGAGAUCAGUCUAACAAAUCGAAUAAGAAUUUCAUCCUAUCAUUUAUUUCUCACAUAGAAGGUUCUUCUAAGAGAGCAUCCGGAUUCACACCAUUUUCACAUGGAGCACUCAAAAUCAAGCCAGAAUAAUUCUGCAGUCCAGUCACCCAAGAAUAUCUUCAUUCUAUCAGGCCAAAGCAACAUGGCUGGCCGUGGUGGAGUAGACAAGCACAAGCACUGGGAUGGAGUAGUUCCUUCUCAGUGUAGCCCUGACCCAUCCAAAAUCUUCCGUUUCAGUGCACAGCGUCACUGGGAGGUUGCUGCUGAGCCACUGCAUUACGACAUUGAUACCAAGAAGACCUGUGGUGUGGGACCAGGAAUGUCUUUUUCAAAUGCCAUGAAGGAGAGUGUAGGUGUUAUGGGCCUAGUGCCAUGUGCUGUAGGUGGAACUGCAUUAAAGGAGUGGGCACGAGGGGAACUUUUGUAUGAAAACAUGGUUAGUAGAGCAAAAGCUGCCAUUUGUGGAGAUGGCUGUGAGAUCAAGGGGUUAUUAUGGUAUCAAGGAGAGAGUGAUACAUUAUCGAAACAGGAUGCUGAGAGUUAUAAAUCUAAUAUGGAAACACUAAUACACAACUUCCGCUGCGAUAUGAAUUUGCCCUCUUUGCCAAUUGUUCAGGUUGCUAUUGCAUCAGGGGAUGAAAAGUACAUUGGAGAAGUAAGAAAAUCACAAAAGAUGAUUAACCUUCCAAAUGUGGUUUGUGUUGAUGCCUUAGGAUUGCAACUCAAGGAUGAUAAACUCCAUUUGACUACAGAAGCUCAGGUUCAACUUGGCAAAAUGUUGGCUGAAGCAUACCUUACCCAUUUUGCACAAAACAUUUCCUCUUCUGCUGAUCUUUGAGGCUUGGAGUGUCAUUAAAUUAAGAAUCACUACUUAAAACCAUCUCUCUGAAGAUUUAUUCUAAUAAUUAACCGAGCAUCAAGAAGCAUGUGUGAAGGGGCACACUAUUGUUCUCGAGCUUGCUUGGUUCGGGGAUUUUGGAGGGAAGGGAUGGGAGGGCAGAUUUUUAGUUUACUAUGCAUCUUUCUUUGUCGGUUUAAACAAAAAAUCACCUAAUGAUUAGUUAGAUCAUGUACUAGCUUUUACUCUUCAGUUUAUUUCCAGCCUAUUAAAUAGAAAUAAAUUGAAAUUUAUAACGAGGGUACCAAUUCAUGACAUAUACGGAGUAUUUUUAAUCUAUUUUUUUUUCUAGAG